This is a messenger RNA of Musca domestica (house fly), 721 nucleotides long. RefSeq lists its product as uncharacterized. The transcript is spliced from 2 exons. The coding region runs from base 46 to 645 and encodes 199 amino acids. The record is from RefSeq and is a predicted model, not a curated record. NCBI's taxonomy places the organism in Eukaryota, Metazoa, Arthropoda, Insecta, Diptera, Muscidae.
ACUGCAAAACUUCAGUCAUUUCGUAAAACCUGUGUCCGAAAAAAAAUGUCGCUAUAUAUUCAAGAUUUUUGGAAAAUAUUCGUUUUACUAAUACUUUGUGACAUUUUCUCUUCAUCACAUGGAACCAUACACAUAUUCCUUCCCGAAGAUGCCGGUAUAUUUUCCGAUUGUGAUGACAAGCCGGAUGUUUUGGGGUUGGACAGCCUCUUCGAUAUGUCCAAUUUAGAAGUCGAGAUCCUGGAAGAAAGUGCCAGUAUAGAGGGCUAUGUCGAAGUGAUAUGGGAUGUGGAACCUACCGAUCGUGUAGAUUUUAAAGCCGAUUUGCUAAAAUCGGCUCGAGGUGGUUGGCAACCGACGGUGUUUUCAAUGGUCCAAAAGGAUUUCUGUUCAACUCUGUUCGAAGAGGAUGGAUUUUGGUAUAAAGCCUGGGGUCAGUUUGUCGACGAAGAGGAUCGCAAGUGCAUCAAUCACAAGGGGGUGACCUAUCAUCACAUUCCCUUCCAUUUGCAACUGGCCGUUGACAUUGAGGGCGAAAGGUUAUCGGGGCUGCACAAGGCUGUCUUCGAGUUGCAGGCCUACGAUGAGAAUGACCAUGAACGAAGCUCCGUUUGCAUUCAAAUGCUUUUGGAUGUCAUAAACAAAUAGUGGGGUGGGGUGGGUUUUUAUUAAUACGAUUCGGAAAUUUGUUGUUGUUUUUUAUCUCACUUAAAUAAAAUCUUGA